Molecule: messenger RNA, 2103 nt
Organism: Scheffersomyces stipitis CBS 6054
Lineage: Eukaryota; Fungi; Ascomycota; Pichiomycetes; Serinales; Debaryomycetaceae
Gene: FUM11
Product: fumarase
Exons: 1
Coding region: 466-1857 (463 amino acids)
Biological process (GO): fumarate metabolic process; tricarboxylic acid cycle; malate metabolic process
Cellular component (GO): tricarboxylic acid cycle heteromeric enzyme complex; mitochondrion
Molecular function (GO): fumarate hydratase activity
Source: RefSeq, a predicted model, not a curated record
GAAGUAAAAGAGAACAUUUCUUGAAAAAUUCAUGAGAAGCUGAACGGGUACAUACAGUGAAACUCUAAACUAUCACAAUGAAUGAUUCAGAGAUUUCACAUUUUUCAAUCGCCGAUAUCUUCCUGUUGCAACCGUGUGCCACCGGCUACGCCCGUCUCCCCCCUCAUGUUGCAACACCAUCAGACUAAUCCUGGCCCGGGACCAUUGUUCCACUAUGUAUCUAUACUUGCACCGGGACAUCAUGCCGAAAUUGCGCACUACUAUCGGAACAAAAUUCCGAUGGUUGAAAAAAAGUUUUGGUGCCCUGUACUGCGAUGAAGCUCAACUGAAUUGACACUACUUUUACCCAACUAGUACUAAUUUAAAGUUCUAGUGGUGCUAUACCAAUUGUAUAUAAUUGCAAGUUCGAGUUCAAUUCUUUGAUUUCCAACUUCUUCUUAAAUUUGUGCAAUUCAAAUCACAACCAUGUCCACCAGAAUCGAAACUGAUGCCUUCGGCGAAAUAGCCGUGUCCACCGAUAAGUACUGGGGAGCACAGAGUCAGAGAUCUUUGGGCAACUUUGAUAUCGGCGACAUCAGAAUGCCUGAACCAAUUGUUAAAUCGUUUGGGAUCUUGAAGAAGGCCGCAGCAACAGUCAAUGAAGAAUUAGGAGUCUUGGAUCCAAAACUUGCUAAAGCUAUUAGGGAAGCAGCUUCGGAAGUCGCUGAUGGAAAAUUGACAGCCCAUUUUCCGUUGGUCGUCUACCAGACUGGCUCAGGUACUCAAUCCAAUAUGAAUGCUAACGAAGUCAUCUCCAACAGAGCCAUUGAGCUCUUGGGAGGGGUUAUGGGCUCCAAGAAGCCAGUCCAUCCCAACGAUCACGUCAACAUGUCGCAAUCCUCUAAUGACACUUUCCCUACAGUGAUGCACAUAGCUGCUGUCAUCGAGGUCUCGAACCAGUUGUUGCCCAAGUUGAGAGACUUGAAAACUGCUUUUGAAAAGAAAGCCGACGAAUUCAAGGAUAUCAUAAAAAUCGGUAGAACUCAUUUGCAAGAUGCUACACCCUUGACGUUAGGCCAAGAAUUCUCAGGCUACGUCCAGCAGAUCGCCUUUGGCAUUGAAAGAAUCGAACAGACUUUACCAAGAUUGUCGUAUUUGGCGCAGGGUGGUACUGCCGUCGGUACUGGACUCAACACCAAGAAAGGAUUUGACGUUAAGGUCGCUGCAGAGGUCUCUAAACUUACAGGCUUGGAAUUCAAGACGGCUCCAAACAAGUUUGAAGCUCUUGCCGCCCAUGAUGCCUUUGUUGAGACAUCUGGAGCUUUGAAUACCGUAGCUGUGUCUUUGUUCAAGAUUGCCAACGAUGUCAGAUACUUGGGUUCUGGCCCCAGAUGUGGAUAUGGUGAGUUGUCGUUACCAGAAAACGAACCGGGUUCUUCCAUCAUGCCUGGCAAAGUCAACCCUACCCAAUGUGAAGCUAUGACUAUGGUCUGUGCUCAGGUUAUGGGAAACCACACUACGAUUACAUUCUCCGGUGCUUCAGGCCAGUUUGAAUUGAAUGUGUUCAAACCAGUCAUGGCCUACAACUUGUUGACUUCCAUCAGAUUGCUCGGAGACGCUGCCAAGUCAUUCAGAAUCAACUGUGUCGAAGGAAUUGUAGCCAACAAGGAGAAGAUCGCUAAGGUAUUGAACGAGUCAUUGAUGUUGGUCACUGCCUUGAACCCCAAGAUUGGCUACGACAACGCCUCCAAGGUUGCUAAAAACGCUCACAAGAAGGGCAUUACCUUGAAGGAAUCGUGCUUGGAGUUGAAUAUGUUGACAUCCGAAGAGUUUGACCAGUGGGUCAGACCAGAGAACAUGAUUGGUCCAAAGGACUAGUUAUAUGUAAAACAGUGAUAACUAUUAAUUACUCAAUCUAUGAAAUGUGUAUGAUUUAAUCGUAGCAUCAUGAAGGAUAUUUAAUGAAUUAAUCAAUCAAUGAACUCAGUAUACAGUAGUUUGUAGGUAUAGACAAAGUGAAUCUUCACUUUUAAUGUGAAUGUAGUCUACGACGCUAUGGAUUGCACGUCAUCUCUUUCACUGAAAGCAACAUAAUCUCUAUUCUUACCCACGGGAAACCUCUUU